AGCAGCGGGAAGCACAACGGCUGUCGUUUGUGCUUAACCCUCCAUCAUGGAAAGUCAGAGUCGCAUCUUCGCGGCGAUAGUACCGGCCGGGCGGGAGCUCUCCGGUAACGAAAAAGAGCAAGGGCUGGAAGUAAGAGCGGUUAGUCGGCAGAGUCCCGGUAAGUGUCUACGGGAGGUCCAGGUGACAGGGACAGCGGAGGUUCGCUGCCAGGCGGACCGAGCAUCGGUGCGGGUCAGCGUGGGCAACAGCAAGGAGUCCGUCAGCGAAGCAACCCACAGCGUUUCACGACGACUUGGAUACAUUUUACAGGCUCUCAGCUGCAUGCAGGGGCGGAACCUGAGGGUGGCCAUCACAGACUAAACCCCUGCUACCCUCCAUCCUUGUAUAUUUGAAGU
This is a messenger RNA of Neolamprologus brichardi, 396 nucleotides long. The record is from RefSeq and is a predicted model, not a curated record. NCBI's taxonomy places the organism in Eukaryota, Metazoa, Chordata, Actinopteri, Cichliformes, Cichlidae.